AUGGACGACAUGUUCCCGUUGAUCUUCGCCUCCGCGGAGCCGGCCCUGGCCCCGGGCCCGUCGGUGGAGAUCAUCAAGCAGCCCAAGCAGCGGGGGAUGCGCUUCCACUACAAGUGCGAAGGCCGCUCGGUGGGCAGCAUCCCCGGGGAGAGGAGCACCGACACCACCAAGACCCACCCCACCAUCAAAAUCAGCGGCUACGUGGGGCUGGGGAAAGUUCGCAUCUCCCUGGUGACCAAGGAGCCCCCACACUGGCCUCACCCCCACGAGCUGGUGGGGAAGGACUGUUGGGACGGCUUCUACGAGGCCGACCUCUGCCCCGACCGCUGUAUCCACAGCUUCCAGAACCUGGGCAUCCAGUGCGUGAAGAAGCGCGAUCUGGAACAGGCCAACACCCAGCGGAUGCAGACCAACAACAACCCCUUUAAUGUGCUGCUGGAGGAGCAGCGAGGAGACUACGACCUGAAUGCCGUGCGGCUGUGCUUCCAGGUGACAGUGCAGGACUCGGCCGACCGGCCCCUGGCCCUGCCCCCGGUCCUCUCCCAGCCCAUCUACGACAACCGGGCCCCCAACACAGCGGAGCUGAAGAUCUGCCAUGUGAACCGGAACUCGAGGAGCUGCCUCGGGGGCGAUGAGAUCUUCCUGCUGUGCGAUAAGGUGCAGAAAAGCCACAGCUCUCCCCAUCUUCCAAAAUUUCAAGAUAUGGUCAGCACCUCUCCUGUGAGUAGCACCUGGCUUGAUACAAAGCUGAAUAAAGCAAACUUGUGGUUUUUUUCCCGAGAUAUCCUUUACUCAUUGAUCAUACUCAGUGGAUUAGUCAAAAAUAGCAAUCCAAAUGAUCAAGACUACUUUUCAUGCUUGAACACGGACACCAUCAAACAGUUCCACCAGCUGUGGAAAGCUGUGGUGCAAACCACAGCAGAGGGAAACCUGGACCCUGAAAAUAGAAGUACCAGAUGGAAAGAUGGCUGGGCUUUAUCAGGCGCCAAGUGGAAGAUGUUGGGAUAG
Tachyglossus aculeatus (Australian echidna) is the source of this 1008-nucleotide messenger RNA. Its product is annotated as transcription factor p65-like. Gene Ontology annotation, biological process: cellular response to stress; response to cytokine; inflammatory response. Gene Ontology annotation, molecular function: RNA polymerase II cis-regulatory region sequence-specific DNA binding; DNA-binding transcription factor activity, RNA polymerase II-specific. The record is from RefSeq and is a predicted model, not a curated record. The transcript is spliced from 5 exons. NCBI's taxonomy places the organism in Eukaryota, Metazoa, Chordata, Mammalia, Monotremata, Tachyglossidae. Gene Ontology annotation, cellular component: cytoplasm. Bases 1 to 1008 code for a protein of 335 amino acids.